This is a messenger RNA of Paramuricea clavata, 1204 nucleotides long. The record is from the annotation of a GenBank genome assembly. Lineage: Eukaryota; Metazoa; Cnidaria; Anthozoa; Malacalcyonacea; Plexauridae.
AUGGUAUUGUCAGACCUUCACACUCCUUUUGAAAUUUCUGAAGGAAUACCAGAGUCAGCACAUGAUUGGCAUCUUGAUCGAGUUAAUUAUUCAGAACAGCAAAUUUGUGAAAUGCCUACAAGGAUAAAAACUAAGAAGGAAGACUACACUAUUGAUGAGCAAUAUGAUGUUGUUGACAUCAACAGCUUUAGUGAAAUGCAAAAACUUGCUUAUGACAUUGUUAAGUCUCAUUUUGAUGAUGCAUCGUCUGAAAAAGAGUCAUUAUGUCUAAUCAUAAAUGGUGUUGCAGGUACUGGUAAAAGUUACCUUAUUAAUGCUAUUCGAAACCUUCUACAAGGUAAAUGUGCUGUUACUGCUACAACAGGUAAAGCAGCAUACAAUAUAAAAGGUGUAACUGUGCACUCUUUAUUAAAGUUACCUACAGUAUAGGGUCAAGAGGUAAUAAGGACCUGACAGGACAGACUUUGUGUAGGUUGCAGGAGAACCUUAAUAAUGUUGAAUACAUCAUUAUUGACGAAUAUUCCAUGCUUGGCCAAGUUACUUUUGGCUGGAUAGACAAACGUGGCAAACAAGCAACUGGUUGUAAUGGCAAAGUAUUUGGAGGAAAAUCUUUGAUUUUGACUGGUGAUCCAGGUCAAUUACCACCGGUUGCUGAUAAACCUCUUUACCAUUCUAAACCAUCGAAUGCUGUUGGUGAACAAGGUUAUCAAGCAUAUCAUAUGUUUGAUAAAGUUAUUAAACUCGCUGUAAAUCAACGAGUGCAAGGCAUGAGCUCUGAGCAAGUGAAAUUCAGAGAUCUGUUGUUACGACUUCGCAAAGGUGAGUCAACUGUGAAUGACUGGGAAUUACUUCUCACACGUCAACGAUCCAAUAUCUCAAACUUGACUGAAUUUGAAGAUGCCACUAGACUCUUCUAUAGCAAUGAGCAAGUUGGUAAUUACAACCAUGACCAGCUAGCCAAACUUGAGCAUCCUAUUGCUCAUAUUAAUGCUCGCCAUUCCUCUGCACUGGCAAAAACGAUAUCUGCAGAUGAUAUGUCUGGGUUGGAACCAGUUGUGUUUCUGGCAAAAGGUGCUAGAGUGAUGUUAACUAUGAGUUUAUGGCCAAGCGUUGGGCUCUGCAAUGGGGCUACUGGAACAAUCGUUGAUAUUAUUUUCGAGAACAAUCAUCAACCACCUGACCUACCUAUUGCGGUUAUAGUAAA